Messenger RNA from Ficedula albicollis (Collared flycatcher), 1535 nucleotides. RefSeq names its product lanosterol 14-alpha demethylase. Gene Ontology annotation, molecular function: iron ion binding; heme binding; monooxygenase activity. The transcript is spliced from 10 exons. Lineage: Eukaryota; Metazoa; Chordata; Aves; Passeriformes; Muscicapidae. The coding region runs from base 218 to 1432 and encodes 404 amino acids. The record is from RefSeq and is a predicted model, not a curated record.
CCCCCCCCCCCUGCUGGCCGCCUCUGCCUUCGCGCUCAGCCUCGGCUACCUGUUCCAGCUGGGCUACCGGCGGCACCUCGGCUCCGAGCACCGGAACUACCCACCUUUUAUUUCAUCAAGCAUCCCUUUUCUUGGUCAUGCAAUUGCAUUUGGAAAAAGUCCCAUUGAAUUUUUGGAAAAUGCUUAUGACAAGUAUGGACCUGUGUUCAGUUUCACUAUGGUUGGCAAGACAUUCACAUACUUACUGGGUAGUGAUGCUGCUGCUCUACUGUUCAAUAGUAAAAAUGAAGAUCUGAAUGCAGAGGACGUGUACUCUCGGUUAACUACGCCGGUCUUUGGCAGGGGAGUUGCCUAUGACGUCCCUAAUGCGAUAUUUUUGGAACAGAAGAAAAUGCUCAAAACUGGGCUAAACAUUGCCCAGUUUAGACAGCAUGUAUCUGUGAUUGAAGAAGAAACAAAGGAGUAUUUCAAAGCAUGGGGAGAACAAGGAGAGAAAAACCUGUUUGAAGCCCUUUCAGAACUGAUCAUUUUGACAGCAAGUCAUUGCUUACACGGGAAGGAAAUCCGAGGCUUGCUGGAUGAGAAGGUGGCUCAGCUGUACGCCGACCUGGACGGGGGUUUCACUCACGCUGCCUGGCUGCUGCCAGGCUGGCUGCCUCUGCCGAGCUUCAGGCGACGAGAUCGAGCACACAGAGAAAUAAAGAAUAUUUUCUACAAGGUUAUUCAGAAACGUCGAAAGUCUGAGGAAAAGGGGGAUGAUAUGCUCCAAACUCUACUUGAUGCUUCAUACAAGGACGGGCGUGCGCUGACGGACGAUGAAAUAGCGGGGAUGCUGAUCGGGCUGCUGCUGGCAGGGCAGCACACCUCCUCCACCACCAGCGCCUGGCUCGGCUUCUUCCUCGCCAGGGACAAAGCCUUACAGGAUCAGUGCUAUGCAGAGCAGAGAGCAGUGUGUGGGGAUGACCUGCCACCCUUAUCUUACGACCAGCUCAAGGAUCUCAAUUUGCUGGAUCGCUGUCUAAAAGAAACUUUAAGGCUCAGACCUCCUAUAAUGACCAUGAUGAGAAUGGCAAGAACUCCUCAGACUAUUGCUGGAUACAAUAUUCCCCCUGGCCAUCAAGUGUGUGUAUCUCCCACUGUUAACCACAGACUCAGAGACUCCUGGAAUGACGCUCUGGACUUCAAGCCUGACAGAUACCUCCAAGAUAACCCAGCAGCUGGAGAGAAGUUUGCAUACAUUCCAUUUGGUGCUGGCCGUCAUCGCUGCAUUGGAGAAAACUUUGCUUACGUUCAAAUUAAGACUAUUUGGUCUACUUUGCUUCGUUUGUAUGAAUUUGAUCUCAUCAAUGACUAUUUCCCAACUAUAAAUUACACAACAAUGAUACAUACACCUAACAACCCUGUUAUCAGAUACAAGAGGCGGUCACUGUAAACACUGGUGCUAAAACCUUACUUUUUAAAGCUGUGUGAACUAACAGACUUUUGAAUGAAAUUGUGGCAGGAUAAGUGGCAGAUGGAAGUUACUGUUAGGAAAG